This is a messenger RNA of Salvia hispanica, 1173 nucleotides long. RefSeq names its product hyoscyamine 6-beta-hydroxylase-like. Lineage: Eukaryota; Viridiplantae; Streptophyta; Magnoliopsida; Lamiales; Lamiaceae. The record is from RefSeq and is a predicted model, not a curated record.
GUUUAUUUGUUGGUUGGCCAAUAAUUCCUUGAAAAGCACAAGACAGAUGAUAAUUGCAGCUCAACAGAUUUGAUGUCCAUGGAAUCAAAGUGGUACAACGUUGAAUCUGUUCCAGAAAGCCAUAUUUUCCUAAUGGAGGAUAGAGCUGGCAACGAAGCAAUCCCUAUAUGUCACACAAUCCCAAUCAUUGACCUUGCCAAUUCAAAAACACUUGACAAAAUCAUGCAAGCUAGCAAAGAAUAUGGUUUUUUCCAGGUGACAAAUCAUGGAGUGGCUGAGGAUGUGAUAGGUGAGGCGGUACAUGUGUUGGAGGAGCUAUUUCAGCUGGAAAGUGAAGAAAUAUCAAAGGAUGCUAAUACAAAUGGAUGGGUGUAUAUGGGAAGCACCAGUUUUUCCGUAAAGGGUGCUCAUCUGUGGAGGGAUAAUAUCAAGCAUCCAUGCCACCCUUUGGAGGAGUCCGUGCAACAUUGGUCCCACAACCCCACUCGAUACAGACAAGUAGUGGCAAGGUACAUAGAGGGAAUAAGGAGGGUGAGUCUGAGAAUUUUGGAAGUUAUAUGUCAAGGAUUAGGGCUUGAAAAGGGAUACCUUGGAGACAUGAGCCAAGUACAAUUUCUUACAGCAAGCCACUACCCGGCCUGCCCCGACCCGACUUUGACACUUGGGCUUCUCCCCCAUUUGGAUCACAGCUUCAUCACACUAUUGUAUCAAGGAAAUGUUGGAGGUCUUCAAGUGAUGCUAAAUGGAAAGUGGAUGGGGGUUGAGUAUGUACCUAAUGCCUUUGUAGUCAACAUUGGCACCCAAAUUCAGAUUAUUAGCAAUGGGAAGCUAACAAGUGCGGAGCAUAGGGUGGUGGCGAAUCGAGUGCAAGGAAGAACAACCAUUGCGACAUUCAUCAAUCCUAAGGAAGACUGCAUAAUUGAACCUGCAUCAAAAUUAUUUGCCACUCCUCUCUAUCCAUCACUCUCAUUUAAGGAAUUUGUUAAUGUUUCUAAACCUUUUGGUCCUUUCACUGAUGCACUUACCCUCCAAAAAUAAUGUCUAAUGCUUGUGAUCAAUGCUUUUUCCAGGUUAUAAUACAUUAUCCCAAUCCAGAUUAGAGUAGGAUCAAUAACAUUUGUAUUACUUAUCAUUCAUCUCAUCAUCAUGAUGCUACUUUGCUUUUUUUAGACA